This is a messenger RNA of Pelagomonas calceolata, 3366 nucleotides long. The record is from the annotation of a GenBank genome assembly. NCBI's taxonomy places the organism in Eukaryota, Pelagophyceae, Pelagomonadales, Pelagomonadaceae.
CAAGACUGUUGUUGCUUGGCCGAACGCGUGCGCACAGCAGAACUGCCAGUCGACAGACGCUCUCGCCGCGUCGUAUUGUCCCUCGCCACCGCUGCGGGCAGCCCCGGCCGCCAGGAAGACCGGCCGCACCACCAAUCAAUCACAACGACCGGCAGCCCCGGUACCCAGUAAGAAUGUGGCUCUCGACGACGGGCAGCAGCGCCCUGGGCCAGCCCUCGACGAACACGGCGCGUUCCGAAGAUUCGUUCCGCCACCCGCCGACGCAUCGCGACUACCGCCGGAUCCGGCGGCCGACGCGCGCGCUGCCGAGUCGUUUGUUAGGAGGGCGCUCACCGCGCACAAGAACAAAAAAUAGAGUCGACUUCGCCGCCCUCAGAGUACCGAAGCACACGAUCAAGAAGCACGCGCCCAGAGAGACCACCAAUGUCCCGACGCCGCCCUCGCCGUCCGAGGAGCUCCUCGCGAAGUACAAGUCGAGGCACGAGGAGCGGCCCUGGGCCCAGCCGCCCACGCCCAAGGCCCGUCCUAAAACACCGGUGGCCCCGACGCCGCCGCCGCCGCCGCCGCCCCCGUCGCCUUAUAGCCCGAACACGAAGAAGAGUUUAUUAACAGUAGUGAAGUCGUUGGACGCGGGCCUCGCCGCCUACUUCCACAAGCAGAGGAAGCACAUCAAGCUGGGCACGUCGUGGCAGGAAUUCUUCGAGUUAGUUGAUGAAGAUAGAUCUGGUCGAUUGACCUUUGAUGAGUUAGCAUCGUCUGUACUCAAUGGAACCCUGAAAUGCAAGGACCUGUCGAGGUACGAUUUGAGGGUCUUCUUCGCCAAGGCCGACAAGGAUUCAAGUGGAGAAGUCACGCUGAGGGAAUUUACGACUCUCAUCUAUGAGGUCCAAUUAAGUGCGUGGCCGGACCUCACGGAUGACGCCUGCGACAAAGCUGUGGAUAUCUUGAAUCAGGCGGCCUCACAUUGGUAUCGUGCCGAUGGGAAUUGGUACAAGAUCUUCAAAGCCUUGGACGUCGAGGACAGCGGUGAGUUGAAAUUUGACGACUUCGUUCAGGCUGUUCGGGGUUCCUACCCGCCCGGCGUGGACGUUCCUUCGUCCAAGUUAUCGUCAGCGACGCUGAAGGGCCUCUGGAAGAGAUUAGAUAACGAUAGAUCGCAGCACGUCACUUUACAAGAAUUUAUGGUGUUUUUUCGGAGGUGCCAAACGGUGUCCGCUUCGGAACUUCGUCGAUGGCGUCACGCCGCCGCGACGCCGUCGACGCCGCCGCGAGAGAGGUCCAUGCGUCUCGUGAGAGCAGGUCGCGUCGAUGGCGUCGACGCGGACGCGACGCCGCCGCGACGCCGUCGACGCGCCUCACGAGAGAUCCCACGCAGGCACGGCCAGGCGCACUCCAUGUUCAAACAAACCGAACACGACAAGCUCCUGCAUGGCACGUUGGAGAAGCCUGAACCGCCGCCUUCCGUCGAGUCAAGUGAUAGUGAGGUCUGGAGUACACUAAGACUAUUGAUGAGAACCCUGAACGCCAAAAACACAAAAAAGAAGAAGUACGACAAGGCGGACGUCUGGCGCGACUGGGCGCGCUUGUUCGAUGCCUUGGGCGGUCCCGACCGCGUGACGUGGGCCACGUUUUCAUCUGCUGCCAAAGCACUCACAGAUGUAGAAGACCAAGCAUUGGCGGCGCUGUGGACCCGGGCCGACGAUGAUAAGUCCGGCGAAUUGGGCAGAGGCGAGUUCCAGAGAUGCGCUUAUACUAUACAAGUCCAGAGUUGGCCUGUACUAGAGGGCGAGGAGUUGAAGAAGGUCGUCGCGUUAUUAAAUGCGAGUGCAGAAAGAUUGCACCGCUGCGGCGGGAACUGGUUCAAGAUCUUCCGGCUCUUCGACGACGACGACAGCGGUCCUUUCCCGCGUCCCGUCCUCCGAUGCCGAUCGUCCGGCGGCCUUGCGUCGCGUCGAUGGCGUCGAGCCUCGACGCCGUCGACGCGUUGAUACACACGCAGGCCUCAUGUCCUACGAGGAGCUCAAGAAGGUCCUCAGGACGGGAUACCCCGGCCUGGAAGUGACUACGGAUCAAGUCACCGACAACCAGAUUAGGGGACUGUGGCGAGGGUUGGAUGACGACUUGUCGGGCGAAGUGAGCGUGCAGGAGUUCAUGAUUUUUUUUAGGAGGCACGGGCGCGAGCACUCGAUGUUCAAGCCGACGGACCACGAUCUAGCUAGUCGCGGGUUGUUGAAAGGGCCAGAGAAAGUGGAGAAAGUACAACUCCCACCGGAGAAAUUAAGAUCUAUCGUCCUGGAUCUAAAAAGGAACCUCAAAAAAUAUUAUGAGAGGCGGGGCAUGUCCCCGAAGCUCGACGAGCAGUGGCGCGUCUUCUUCAACACGGUCGACGAGGAUCAGAGCGGUAGACUGGACUUUCCGGAAUUAAAAAGGGCCGUGAAAGUCCUACAAGUACAGUUAGACGACGAAUCGCUCCGAGGCUUGUUUACCGCCGCCGACGAAGAUUCGUCGGGAGAGAUCACGGUUGACGAGUUCCAGCACUGCGUCUAUAAAUUGGAAUUAGAGACGUGGCCGGAUUUGCUGGAUAAGGAGGAACUGUUGCAAAGAGCCAUUUCCGUGCUCAAUGCACACGCGGAGAAGUGGCACCGCGCCGGCGGGAACUGGUACAAGAUCUUCAAAAGAAUAGAUGCUGAUGAUAGCAAUACGUUGGCCUUUGAGGAAUUCCGGCACAUGUGUCGAAGUAUCUACCCGGGGCUGAACAUCGAUCGGAAAUUGUUGCCGGACGGACUACUGAGGGGUUUAUGGCGAGGCAUCGAUGCUGAUAGUAGUGGCAAUGUCACCGUCCAAGAGUUCAUGGUCUUCAUGCGGGCGCACGCGGCCCAUUUAGAUUCGAUGGCGGGCUAUACGCACCGAAUGCAUGAACUAGCUUCAUCCCAAAAAGUGGUGGAAGAUACGGUAAACGUGGAGAAGGGUACGGGACUGAGGAAACUCGCGUUACUGCGGGACGCUUCCAUCAAAUUUGAGGUGUCAGAAGAACCUCCAGUGGUCGCGGAAUGGGACUUCGAGGCUUUGGUGAGGUCCAUGGGUUUGUCUGAGUCUGAUCUGACGGCGGACGACUGCCACGCCGUCUGGCGCGCUAUUGCUGGAAGGGGCGAGGCUUAUGAUAGGGACGGGCUGCUCGCGUGGUGCCGCGACCCGCCCGUUUUGAAGGACGGGGCUACUGAUGACGAGGCGGCGCCGGCGCCGGCGGCGACAUCUCCGGCGACGACGGGGGGCGCGGAGUAAGCGGCGGAAUUCAUAUUUGGGGAGGCAAGCGAGAGCGCCGCAGGGGGUCGCGUCGACCACGCGGGGGGCUGCCCUCGUCGCUGA